AUGGCUUCUCGUUUGGGAUCCCUACAUGCCUCAUUGGCGCCCAACCAGGCUGAAGUGUCUGCAGUUCUGAAGCAGUCAUUUCCUGACACCUCUUUGCCCGUAGACGAGCAGCUGAAGCAAGCGGUUAACGUGAUCAAACAUCACUUACACAUUAUCUUCGACCAGAAAGUUGAGAAUGAUACGCUUAGAAAGGUGAAAUUUGCUUAA
Messenger RNA from Protopolystoma xenopodis, 207 nucleotides. The record is from the annotation of a GenBank genome assembly. NCBI's taxonomy places the organism in Eukaryota, Metazoa, Platyhelminthes, Monogenea, Polystomatidea, Polystomatidae.